Messenger RNA from Eimeria acervulina, 1071 nucleotides. RefSeq lists its product as hypothetical. Lineage: Eukaryota; Apicomplexa; Conoidasida; Eucoccidiorida; Eimeriidae. The record is from RefSeq and is a predicted model, not a curated record. Bases 1 to 1071 code for a protein of 356 amino acids. The transcript has 5 exons.
AUGCUCGCAGGAGCAGCAGCAGCAGCAGCAGCAGCACCUGCAGCAGCAGCUGCUGGUGAUGAUGAUGAAGACGAGGAGGAAGACGAACUCAACGGAGAUCAGGAGGGCGUUCAUUCCCCGAAGAGGCGGCGGAAGGACGUCGAUGUCUUCAGUAUGUGUUCGUUACCCCCUGAGAGACUGCGUAAGGCUGUGCGGCGUUUGCUGCGGUCAGAGCGCCGCUCGCUGAAGCAGCUGAAGCGUCUAGCAAAAGGAGCAGCAGCAGCAGCAGCAGCAGCCGCACCAGGAGCAGCAGAAGGAGCAGCAGCACCAGCAGCAGAAGGAGCAGCAGCAGCAGAAGCAGGACUAGCAGCAACAAGCAGCAGCAAAGACCUCGCCUUGCAUAAAGCAGCAGCAGCGGCUUGCUUGCCCUCUAUUACAGCUACACUGCAGGCGCUGCUGCUGCCGUUAGGUGAAGACACCCCACAGUAUAAACGAGUUGAAGCAGCAGCUUGGGGUUAUGUUGCCUCCAUUGCUGGCCUUCCUGCUGAGGAGCUGCAGCAAAUGGGGCUUGCUGCCCUGCAGCAGCAGCAGCAGCAACAAGGUGUACAGUCAGCAGCAACAUCAUCUUCGGCAGCAGUCAAUGAAGAAUGUCAGUUGCUGCAGCAGCAGCAGCUGCUGCUGCAGCAGCAAAUCCAGCAGCAUCAGCAGUUGCUUGAUCAGCAGCAGCUGCUGCACGAGCAACAGCAGCAGCAGCUGCUGCAGCAGCAAGGCAUUGGCAGCAGCGCGGAGCUCCCGCUACAGCUAAAGCACGAUGAAACAGCAGCAGAAGCAGCAGCAGCAACAGCUGCAGCAGCAACUAAUGCAGCAGCAACAGCAGCAACAGCAGAAACGUUUGAUGCUUGCGAAGACGCCGCAGAGCAACACAAUGAAUGCGGGGGAGAGCUGCAAGCUUCUGGCGUACCCGAAGAAGAAGCAGCAGCAGCAGCAGCAGCAGCUGCUGCUGCUGCUGCUGCUGCUCCCCCUCCUCACCAGCAAGACCCUGGUUCGUUACAGCUAACUCCAGCGUCUGGUGCCCUGCUAAUGGGUAGCUGA